GAUGUUGUAGUAAGUGAAAAGGGGCGGAGGGGGGAGGAGGGUGCAGCUCUCUGUUACUACGUCAGUGGACAUCACAGGGGCACACAGGACCUUUUUGCUUCAGGUACUCGGGGUGACUCCCUGCACGACAAAAAAAAGAGAGAAGCGAAUCCCGGUCACCCUAAAACGCGCUCACCUUCCCACUGAAAGGAUUUGGUAACCGAGAGCACGCUGGCCAAAGUCCAACAACAACAACAGCAGCAGCAGCAGUGCAGUGCAGUGGAGCAGGGAGCUGUCCGCGGUUCUGAAUUCACCAGCUAACAGAAAUCCCCAUUGCACACUCAUGUGUUUGGGCCGCUUCUGAUAGUUCCCAUUCCUAGCAGCAACCGACCACCACCUCCACAUCCAAGAUGGACGACGACGGGCGCUACAGAGAUGGGCGCUCAGACUUUGUCCGCGGCGCCAAAGACAUUGCCAAAGUGGCCAAAAAACAGGUCGGCAAGAAGAUGGGGCGUGGCGUGGACAAAAUGGCCGACGAAUACACCAAGCGCUCCUAUAAACGCUUCGAGGAGGAAGAUGAUGAUGAAGACUACGGCGGCGUGCCGAGUAGCAACGACGGCGGAUAUUACCGCAAUGAUAGCCGGGCCAAUGACGAUGAAGGCCACAGCGACUCCACAGAAGGACACGACGAGGAUGAUGAGAUCUAUGAAGGAGAGUACCAGGGCAUCCCCAGGGCUGACUCGGGCAAGCCUGGCGGCAUAGAUGGGGUGACAGCGGCCCAGGGGCAGCAGUUCAGGGAUCUGUCAGCCUACGAGAGCGAGAGGAGGAAAGACCAGGAGGAGCUGGCUGAACAGUACGAGACCAUCCUGCAGGAGUGUGGCCACGGGAAGUUCCAGUGGACACUCUAUUUUGUCCUGGGGCUCGCGUUGAUGGCGGAUGGCGUGGAGAUCUUUGUAGUUGGCUUCGUGCUGCCCAGCGCAGAGAAGGACAUGUGUCUAUCUGAGCCCAACAAGGGCAUGCUGGGUCUGAUCGUGUACCUGGGGAUGAUGGUUGGGGCCUUCGUGUGGGGCGGCCUGGCUGAUCGGAUUGGCCGACGGCAGACCCUCCUCAUCUCCCUCUCCAUCAACAGCGUGUUUGCAUUCUUCUCAUCCUUCGUCCAGGGCUACGUCUCCUUUCUCUUCUGCCGCCUGGCCUCUGGUGUGGGUAUUGGCGGCUCCAUCCCCAUCGUGUUUUCCUAUUACUCUGAGUUCCUGGCUCGGGAGAAGCGAGGAGAGCAUCUGAGCUGGCUCUGCAUGUUCUGGAUGAUCGGUGGUAUCUACGCCUCUGCCAUGGCCUGGGCCAUUAUCCCACACUACGGAUGGAGUUUCCAAAUGGGCUCAGCCUACCAAUUCCACAGCUGGCGUGUCUUUGUGUUGGUGUGUGCCUUACCCUCUGUGGCAGCCAUCUCUGCCCUCACCACCAUGCCCGAGAGCCCCCGCUUCUACCUGGAGAAUGGGAAACAUGACGAGGCGUGGAUGAUUCUGAAGCAGGUCCAUGACACCAACAUGAGGGCCAAGGGUUACCCAGAGAGGGUCUUCUCUGUGACCACCAUCAAAACAGUAAAGCAGAUGGAUGACCUGGUGAACUUGGGCGACGGUGCUGCCUGGCAUCAGAAAUGGAAGAUAAAGCUCUCAACACUUUUCCAUCAGGUGUGGAGUAAUUUCCUGACCAUUUUCUCCCCUGAGUACCGCCGCACCACCUACAUGAUGAUGGCUGUGUGGUUCUCUAUGUCCUUCAGCUACUACGGUCUAACAGUGUGGUUCCCCGACAUGAUCAAGUACCUGCAGAAGCAGGAGUACCACUCGCGCACCAAGUUUUUUGCCAAGGAGAAAGUAGAACAUGUCACCUUUAACUUCACCCUGGAAAACCAAGUCCAUCGCCAGGGAGAGUACUUCAAUGACAAGUUUAUGAACCUGAAAAUGAGAUCUAUGGUGUUUGAGGACUCGCUGUUUGAGGAGUGUUACUUUGAGGACAUCACCUCCAGCAACACCUUUUUCAAGAACUGCACCUUUAUUGCCACCCUCUUCUACAAUACAGAUCUCUUCAAGUAUAGGUUGGUCAACUGUAAGCUCAUCAACAGCACUUUCCUGCACAACAAAGAAGGCUGCCUGCUCAGUGACGUCAGUGAUGAGAACAAUGCAUACAUGGUCUACUUCGUCAGUUUCCUGGGCACGUUGGCUGUGUUGCCGGGCAACAUUGUCUCCGCGCUGCUCAUGGACAAGAUCGGACGGCUGAGGAUGCUAGCUGGCUCCAGUGUGAUCUCUUGCGUCAGUUGUUUCUUCCUUACCUUCGGCAACAGCGAGUCAGCCAUGAUUGCUCUGCUCUGCCUGUUCGGGGGAAUCAGCAUCGCUUCCUGGAAUGCUCUGGAUGUGCUAACUGUCGAGCUCUACCCUUCUGACAAGAGAACCACAGCAUUUGGCUUCCUCAACGCCCUCUGUAAAUUAGCGGCUGUUUUAGGCAUAAGCAUCUUCACCUCCUUUGUUGGUAUCACCAAGGCUGUGCCCAUCCUCUUUGCCUCGGGGGCGCUGGCAGUGGGCAGUUUUCUGGCCCUCAAACUACCAGAGACGCGAGGUCAGGUGCUGCAAUAGUGUGGCGCCAACAACUCUCCGAGGGGCAGAAGAGUUUUCACCACACUGUGAAAGAACAGCUCAAGAGCCCUCCAAAUCCUUCCCUCUAACCCCUCUCUCAAAAUGAUAGAGUAAAGUUUGUGCACAUAACACAGCAAGAAAAGCGACACAGAUCUGCUGUAAAUAUUUUGGAUUGGAGAUUAAGGUAAUAGUGAAGCUGUGGAAAACUAUUAGAGCGCUCAAAUAAACAUUGAGCUGAGACAAAUUGUUCAUGAUUGCUCAGAAUUGUUGCCGAAACGUGAUGCAAACAUUUUAUAUUAACAUGUUCAGUGAGAGCAUGACAUUUCAUUCCUCUCGGAUAAAUUAGUACAUUUAGAUUUAGGCCCAAAUACAAGUACAAACACCUGGGGUUGGAGGUCAGAAUGGGGGUUCUUGAUAAUGAGCCAUGUAAAUAGACUCAUAGAAAUGACCACUAGCCAUUGUUACAGAGUUCUCUCUAGUCACCUCCAUUCUUCUCAGCAAAUUCAACUCACCUGUCAAGUCCUGCAUUCUUUGCUGUUGUUGGACAUAGAAUCAAAAAUGUGACAUUUAAUGCCUUGAUUUGAAGCAUUUUUGACCAUGCGUGGUAAAACCAAGACACAGCUUUCUUGGUUUUCUCUUGAACAAAGACCUGUCCUCAUUCUUUGUCUCCUGGGGUUUUGUGUUGGUGUACAGAUUAACUGCCAUUUAUAGAUUAUAGAACAUUCCAGGUUUGCUUUUGUUACUAGAAUGUGACAUGGAGAUCAAUGGAGCCCCUACUCCCUUUAAAAUAUUGUUUCUGAUCACCUUCGUUAGAUCAUGAGAUCUUUCGAAUCAGUUAGCUUAAUGCUAAUGUUUCCCAUGCCAAGUGAACAUUGUGUGCUGUCAUGAUUUCUUCACAAAAAUGAAGAUGCUUGUUAAAGUAUACAUUUAAAGCACAACCAUUUGCCAGUGUGAAUUUCCCCAACAUUUUCUUGACUUGAUGAAAAUUUUCAGAAUCUCACACUUAAUCACCUUUUUUCAAUCAUACUGGAUAUCCCUUUGUAAGAAAUGCCUUCUUAGUACCUUUCCUCCCAGUCUUAUAGUAUGUUUGUCUCUUACAAUAUAUGUUUUGGAGGGUGUUAUGCAUGUCACAAAGUAUGUAUGUAAAUUUAUGAAAAUUGAGAGUACAACAUGUAAAAACAGCGAUUUGGACAAGUUGCACUUGCUCAUCGGUUAGUCUGGCUUAAGUCCCUGUAAUGCUUUGGCAUUUCCUUACCACAACAGACAGCACCAUGCUUUUAUUCUGCCGAUGGUAGCAGUGGUACCACGACAGUUGGUGAACUCCUUAGAGAACUUUCCACAGGAUGUUUUAAAUGAAAAUAUUCCUUUAUUACCUUAAAUCAUAUACACAUGUGGAGGAAAAGUAGGUAAUUACAAAGGAGAAAAAAAAUGUUACACAAAAAAGCUAGUUCUAGUUUUGAUGGUUUUAGUGCAGGUGUGUAAGAAAUGACCGACUUUGAUCUAUUUGUUUGUGUGAACUGAAUGUUUAUAUUAAUGUGAGUGUGCUUCUUAGUGCAAUAUUGAACCUCUGUGCAAUGUUGAGAUUUUAUUUAAUUUUGUCUAUAUUUAUAUAUUUUACCAUUUCAUGUUUGGCCAACAUCCUGGUUUUUGAUUGAAGUUUGUGGGGUAGCUAUCUUAUACGAUAAGUGAAAAUGGUGUAAAAAAGAAAGCAGUGUAAGGCAAAGUUGUUCUAUUUAAAAUUGUACUAAUUUGUGAUGUCCUUGCGUCACAUAACACGUUUAACAAUGAGGAAUAAUUUCAGUUCAAAGGAUUAUUCUACCACUGAAGGUAUGGAUUUCAAGUGCACUGGGACCUUGUGUUUACUAGUGCUUUAUUAUACAAAUGUAGCUAAAUAUAACCCGAGAUUCACCUUAGAGAAUUCACUGCCAAGGGCUGAUUGUCAUAUAUCCCACAUUAUAACCGCACAGUGUUGGCAGAAAUGAAUGCCACAUUCCCCUCAUCUAGAAAAGCAAGAGUGAUAUGUUCACAAUUGCAUGGUUGAGCAAAAACAAUCAGGAAAAUGUCAGAUUAACAAAAACAUUUUCGUCCAAACUGCCAUUUUGUAGGAUAGCAGCCAUACGUAGACUCAAAGACAGUUAAUAAUAAAAUAAAAUAUAUAGACAACCCAUUGCACUAAACAUACACUGUCAUACAUGCACAAUUGUGAAUGCCUUGAUUUCUUCAAAACACAAUCGGACGCAGUCUUGCUAGUGAUUUUAACGAAGAACAAGGUGAGCGUUAAGCAAGAGCACAAAGACCAAAACCUACCAAAUGACAAGAUUAUGAACAUAAGUGCAGUUGUGAACAUAGGUGCUUUGAGCUUUGAUGAUCUGCCCUUACAUUUCACUCCCUCUUUUGCAAAAUGAUAACCACCUAAUCAUCCAAAUUUGACAUCUGACCCAUUAUCUAUAAGUGUGCCAUGAGUACCACCUCUUAUUAAUUAUUGCCAAAUAUUUUGUAUGGCCUGAGUUUACACAUCACACUACCAAUUCUCUGUUAUAGAUAUGAAGAUAUGUAAAUAAAAGUAAUUAUAAUGUAACUAAUAAGAUAGCUCUUCACACAUUUGACCCCUGGAGAUAUACUAUAUUGCAGUCAGUCUUUGUAGGUUUUCAACCAUCUAACACGUAAUACCAAAACAAAUGGAUUUGUUAUAGUAAUGAAGAUUUAUCACAACUCAUUUGAUAACCUGUCUGCCUGAGUCAAGGUGCACUUGUUUUCAAACUGCAAGAAUUGAUGGCUUCCAAAGCCAAAAUGGUCAGAAAACAAAAUGUCCUCAUAUAAACACAUUGACAGUAUAUAAACACACAUAAGCUGUACAAAUAUAAAGGCUAUGCGUCAGGAGUUCUAUUCUCUGUAUGUUGUCCUGUAUCAACCAUGAAAUUUAAGAAGAUGUCAAGAUAACUGUUGUAUUUGUUCAACAUGGAAUGCUGUUAAAGCUCUGUCCUGUCUCGGUGACUCAGUUCAGGCUCGGUCCAAGUUAAAACUCUCUUGUAGAUACAUAUCUUAGCUUAUGGUACAGGGUUUUUUGUAUAAUUAACUUGUUGCCUGCGCAACAGUCAAUUGUGAGUGCAAAAAGUUAAAGCAAUAAGUGUUUGGGUAUUUGUCUCUUAUUCUCUUCUUUGAAGCUAUUGGGAAUUGGAGCACAUACUAUAUGCUGGCCUUGUCCACUAAAAUGCUGAGAGUUGGCUUAAUAAUGAAACAGCUAACAUUUGUGUGUACUCUACAACAACCCUCUUGAGGCUUUUGUCAACAAGAUUGCUUUGCCAUUAAUUAAAUGUAACAAAGAAUUUAUCACCUUUGUCAUUGUACUGUGCUGUAGAAACUAGUUGAUUGUAAGUAUAGAAACUGUUUGUGGAACCAUGAAUAUAAAAAAAAAGUUUAAAAAAAAAGUGUAAAUGAACAAUGCUGUCUUUGAUUUUGUGUAUUUUGUAAAUGACAAUGAAAUACAAGUAAUUACAUCAAUGUUAAAUACCGGUUAUAAAUCAUAGUUAGCCUAAAUGUGACAACAUCAGUUCUGUUAAACGGUGUGUAAGACCUUUUCUUAUAUUUUCUCCUUGUUGAUUUUUCUUUGGGUUUGCGCUGUGCUGUGCAACUGACCCUUUGGAAACACAAUGGAUAACAACAAAGAACCACGAAAUAAACAAAGUAUGAAAAGUCAA
Etheostoma cragini (Arkansas darter) is the source of this 6304-nucleotide messenger RNA. It is a transcript of the gene sv2a, whose product is annotated as synaptic vesicle glycoprotein 2A. Lineage: Eukaryota; Metazoa; Chordata; Actinopteri; Perciformes; Percidae. The record is from RefSeq and is a predicted model, not a curated record. Gene Ontology annotation, biological process: transmembrane transport; chemical synaptic transmission. The coding region runs from base 390 to 2606 and encodes 738 amino acids. Gene Ontology annotation, cellular component: membrane. The transcript is spliced from 13 exons. Gene Ontology annotation, molecular function: transmembrane transporter activity.